Molecule: messenger RNA, 273 nt
Organism: Neospora caninum
Lineage: Eukaryota; Apicomplexa; Conoidasida; Eucoccidiorida; Sarcocystidae
Exons: 1
Coding region: 1-273 (90 amino acids)
Source: RefSeq, a predicted model, not a curated record
AUGCAGAGCUCGCUGCUGUCCCUUGCGGAGCCGCGAACGAGGAAGCAGACAGGGGCUGGCCCCGUCGCUUCUCAGACUCAACCCGAAAACAGAGACACGGUCUUUCCGGAGUAUUUACAGAAUGUGGGGGCAUUCCUGCGCGCAUGCAAAGAAAGUGCGGCGACGGCAGCCGCGGCGGCGCAACAUGGCACGGACGGAGACGUGCUCCUCGUCUUAGGCAACACCAGCGCAGAUCUCGUAGGGCGGAACCCGACGGGGAGAAAGAGGUUUUAG